CGCCUGCGUGCCGAGUUAGCAUCCUGGCGCUUGUUCGAUCGUCGCGCGCAGAUGGCUUUCAUGCAAUUAGACAAAGACUUGGGAGAGAUCCAGACUCGGAUUCUAGACCUUUGUUGUGGGCCAAUUUGAUGGCUGAGGUCUUGGAUACUCUGGAUCCUGUUUCUGCGAUGCGAGUACUUAAAAAGAGUCAUUUGUUCGCCGGGCUUGGGUGCUUGAAAGAAAGAUAUCAGAGACUGACUCCCUUUCAAACAACCCCAAAUUACUCCGAUAGCAUCUUUCCUUUGUCAGGUUCCUUCUGCGUAUUAUCACGGUAUACAUUCUCUUAUUAGCUUCCUCUGCUGGCAGAGCUGGAUCUCUAACAACCACAACGAAUCUCCAUCAUAUCACUCCUUGAUAUCCAGAUCCGUCUACAAGAGCCCGAAGAAAUCCCACCAACAUGCCCAAAUAUGGAGCUCUCGGCGCGACCUUCCUCCUCGCCCGCAUCAUCCAAGCCUGCUCCCUAAUUGCCAUCAUCGGCCUCACAGCAAACUUCAUUGCCGAAAUUGUGAGGUACGAUGCGACUCCCCCGGGGGUCUUCAUUGGAACCAUCACCGUGACCUGCAUUGCCGUCAUGUACUGCAUUAUUUCCACCAUCCUCUUCCUCGACGACAUUCUCCCGUUCCUGGCAUGCGGCGUGAUGGACGCCCUCAUCCUCAUCGCCGUCAUUGUCGUGGCCGUCACAAUCGGCAAACCGCUCUCGUACCUGCAGUGCAACGAGAUCGGGACGGGAGUGGGCGACGACUCCUCCUCCUCCUCCUCCUCGGCGUAUACAUUUGCAACGCAUCUGAGUAGCUACUUAGGCCAUUUGACCGGAGUAGUCGACUACCAGAGCUGGGUUGGCACUUCUGAGCCCGUGUGUUUAGAGGCGAAGUCGAUCUGGGGGUUGAGUAUUGCCAUGUGUAUUAUGUUCUUCUUUACAGCCAUCGGCUGUGCUUGUCUCUGGCACCAGAAGAAGGCUGUUGUGGACGGGAAGGGCGAGGAGUAAUGACUAACUUAAUCGCCGGCUGGGUUUCAUGAUAUAUAUAUUACAAUGAUCUGAUGGAUGGAUGGAUGGAUUGGAUUGUAUUGCAUUGGGAUUUCUCUUCCUCAAGUUGUUUCUUGUUUCUUGUUGGUUUCGUUGUUGUUGUUCGUGUUUGUUGUUAUAUAUAUCUGCCUUAAUGCUCUCUCUCUCUCUCUCUGAUUUGUCCAUAAUAAUCUAUGUAUAAGAAAGAAAUAAAAACAACAUCUUUAAUCACCAGACACGCUCAGAAGAAAAACAUAUUCAGCCCGAACUAACCGGCGGAAUAAUCGCCACUUCGUCU
Messenger RNA from Aspergillus ochraceoroseus IBT 24754, 1340 nucleotides. RefSeq lists its product as uncharacterized. Bases 437 to 1024 code for a protein of 195 amino acids. The record is from RefSeq and is a predicted model, not a curated record. The transcript is spliced from 3 exons. Lineage: Eukaryota; Fungi; Ascomycota; Eurotiomycetes; Eurotiales; Aspergillaceae.